AGGGAACCCCGGCGUCCAGCCCCGCAUGGGUGCCGCGCCGCCCCCGGGGGCCUGAGGCUGCCCGCCCGCCCCGCACGCGGCCCAUGGCGGCCCGCGCUGCCUCCGCCGCACCUGCGGCCGAGGACCAGAGCUGCCAGGGCCAGGGUCAGGGCCAGGGCCAGGCCGGUGUACCCCGCAAGAAGAAGUCCCGGGGCGGUCUGCGCCGCGCCUUCAGCUGGCUUCGGGGCAAGCGGAGAAAGAAGAAGGGGCCGCCGGGUGGGGAGGGCGCCGAGCCGCCCCCCAAGGGCAAAAAGUCCGAGGAAAAGGCCAGGAAGGGCAGAGGCAAGGGCAGAGGCUCAAGCAAAGCAGACAACAAGCAGCCAUCGUCGGAUGACCAUCAGGACAACGUCUUCUUUCCCAGCAGCCGCCCUCCUCACCUGGAGGAGCUGCACUUUCAGGCUCAAGAAGGACUUCGAUCCCUGCAGCACCAAGAAAAACAGAAACAGAACAAGGACUGCUGGGACCAUGGAGACAGUCAGAGCCUCAAGUCAUCCCAGAUGGGCACCGAGGAUGACAACGUUUCCUUCUGCAGCCAAAGCACCGCGUCUACCAUGGAGAGCACAGCCACUGAGGAUGCCCUGUCCGUCCGUUCGGAGAUGAUCCAGCGCAAAGGUUCCACCUUCCGACCGCAUGACUCCUUCCCCUCAAAACCGGGGAAAUCAGGCCGGCGAAGGCGUGAAAGGCGGAGCACCGUGCUGGGGCUCCCACAGCAUGUCCAGAAGGAGCUGGGUCUAAGGAAUGGGCAUGAUGUACCUGGUGUGCCCAGACCUCCUGCUCACCUCACCAAUGGGCAUGGUGCAGCAGAGGGAGUGGUCCACAUCCCCACAGUGGAUGGUCAGCUGGCGGUCCCUGGGAGUGGCGUUCCUGGGGUCCGCGUGUCACUGGUCGCACUAGAAGCAGGGUCUAGGGACGAGGCUGCCUUACAACGCCACAUCGAUCGUGUCUACCGUGAUGACAGCCUUGUUGGCCGAAGGACAGGGGCCCGGUCGUCCCCCCUGGUCCGACCCAAGUCGCUAGCUGUACCGGGAAUGACCGGUGGGGCAGGAUCCCCAGAGCCCCUGAGCCCAGCCAUGUCCAUCUCACCCCAGGCCACCUACCUCUCCAAGAUCAUCCCGAACGCGGUCUUGCCACCAACCGUGGAUGUGGUAGCGCUAAGCCGCUGCAGCCUCCGCACCCUGAGCCGCUGCAGCCUCAUGUCAGCCAGCCCAGCCUCUGUCCGCUCCUUGGGGCGCUUCUCCUCCUCCUCUUCCUACCGACCCCGAAGCCGUCAUGCCUCCUCCUCCAGUGACAACUGGAGCCACUCGCAGUCCACAGAAACAAUUGUGUCCGACGGAUCGACGCUGUCGUCACAAGGGGGCUCGGAAGACCGAGUCGAUGGGCUACCGGCACGCGAGGAGGGGUGUGCCACCGGCCGAGAGAGUCCCCGCAGUACAGCAGGUAGUGGGGUUUCGACGGCCACAGGCAGUGGGCAGGCUUCACCCAGUGUAGCCAGCAGCAGGGCUGAUGGGUCAGACACUGCCAGCAUUCGGAGUGGACACUCGUCAGCCAGGAGCGUGUCUCUGCGGAAGCUUAAACGGGCACCAGCACCUCCCCGCCGGACCUACUCCCUUCACCAGCGGGGCUCAGCUGAUGGUGCCCCCGGGCUGCCCCCCAAGCCAGAGCGAAAGCAGCCACAGCUCCCUGCUGCCAGAGAGCCUGAGGAGACGGCCCCUGGAGCCCAGGUCCCAGCUCCGUCUCCUAGCACCUCCCAGCGCCUAGUGGGCUCCCCUGAGCGUACCCUCUCACCCUCUAGUGGCUAUUCCAGCCAAAGUGGCACCCCUACACUGCCUCCCAAGGGGCUGAUGGUGCCCCCUGCCUCCCCAGGCAAGCCGUCACCGAGGCCUCUAAAGCCCGAGCGAGUAUGCUCCCUGAGGUCCCCUGGGGCCUCCGUGUCUUCCUCACUCACCUCCCUCUGUUCCUCCGUUUCAUCCUGUGACCCAGCUCUUGUAGAUAAGGCUGUCCCUGUGCAGCCUCUGGAUGCUACCUUGCCCCCAACCAAUCCAGCUGACAGGUUUGUCAUUCCCCCUCACCCUAAAGUUCCAGCCCCUUUCUCUCCACCACCCUCAAAACCUAAGACCCCAACUCCAACUGUACCUGUACCUGUACCUGCACCUACACCUACAUCUACACCUACACCUACAUCUACCCCUACACCUACUCCUAGCCCUGUUUCUAAUUCUGCUCCUUCUCCUAUCCAGGGGUCAGUGACCCCAGUGGAAUCUAAUCGGGAAUCUUCUACACCACCCAAGGGGGGAUCUCCUCCCCCUUCACCUCCCCCAUCUUACCACCCACCCCCACCUCCUGCUAAGAAAGUGGAGGCAGUUGCCCAGGCCCCAGCCUCAGCACCCCUGAAUUCUGAUGGGGAGGCCCCCCAGGAUCCCAGCUGGCCCCCUCCCCCUCCCCCUGCCCCAGAGGAACAAGACCUGUCUAUGGCUGAUUUCCCUCCACCAGAUGAGGCCUUCUUCUCAUCUGCUAGGCCAGAGUCCCCAGCUCCAUCCCCCACCCCCGCUGAGCCUCUUGCUCCAGUCCAGGCCCCUCCUGUUCCUCUAGAAUCUCCUCCUCAGUCUGUGGCCAAGCCUGAGGCUCAGACCACGAGCUCCUUCUUGGCCACCGUCUCCUCACGAAGCCAACCCCAGUCUGAGCCCCUGCCUGCACCUGGGUCCCCGCCGAUCCCUCCACCCUUGCCAGCCCCAGGCCUUCAGUCUAGUUCUGGGAAGCCAGCAGAGCCAUUCAGGGAGCCUUUGGGGCGCAGUAAGAGCAUCCCUGUGCCCAAGGAAGAUGCCAGUCUCCCUAUCGUCACGCCCUCCUUGUUGCAGACGGUGCGGCUACGCUCUGUUGCUUCCCCAACUCUGCCGGCCUCCCAGAUCCCAGCUUCCCCUGCCCCUGCCCCUGCCCCACAGAAACCACUGCGGAAGGCACUCUCCGUGCGAAGUGGCCAGGCACCCUGGCCUUCCACUGGGCUUCAUGCUGCCAUGCGCCUCAAGGUCUCCAGCCUGGCCUCCAUCGAAGGCCCCCUUGGUCCUCGACCCAAUGGCCCACCUGAGCCAGAGGCCACGUUACCACGGCCACAGUCCCCUGCCUCCACCGCCAGCUUCAUCUUCUCCAAGGGUGCCAAGAAGCUGCAGCUGGAGCGGCCUGUCUCUCCUGAGGCCCAGGCUGACCUGCAGCGGAACCUGGUGGCAGAGCUUCGGACCUUCUCUGGGCAGCGGGGGCCACAGGCCCAGAGGAAGCCCAGCAAGUCUGCCCCGCCGGUGGCCCGGAAGCCUUCAGUGGGGGUCCCUCCAUCUGGUUCUCCUGGCAUCAAGCAGGCUGAGAGCCGCUCGGCCUCCCCUGCCAAUGGGCAUUCCCACUUUGAGGACAGGACUAAGCGAGAGCUAGCGGAGAAUGGAGGCACUGUGCAGCUGGCGGGCCUGGAGCUGCAGCCUCUGAGUCCUGCUGCCUCAGAAAAACAGAAUGAGCUGGUCUGACCUGAGGGAACAGCGCUCUGGUACUACUGACCCAUCCUAAGAACACAAUCUCUCAGGGACCUGGGCAGGUCGAAGCAUGAGAACAUGGGGAGAACUGGAGAGACGCUUAACUUAAUACAAAGGAAGAAUUCAGCCUUAGCCUCCACGGCCUUUGAUAUUUAUGCAAACCUGGUGAGGGCACCUUUCCUCACCAAGUUAGGCAGUUUUCUUUUGCCUUUUUACAGAAAAAUGGACACUCCCACAGUCACCACAUCUCCAUCUCCAACCUUAUCCUGGCUUAGCUGAGGAAGGACAGAUGAUGGGAAGGGGGAGUGAAGUUUGCUGGUCCCAAAGCCCUGGCCCUAAAGAGGCUAGAGCCUGGUCCAGAGCUCCCUGGGAUUUUUGUUUUUGUUCUUUUCUGUUGAAAAAAUUUUCUCUUCUUUCUCCUGUACCUUACCCUCCCACCCCAUCCAAUUUCUGGGAUAAUUAGUCCUGUAAUCAAGCACAUAAUAAUAGUUUCAAAUCAAAGCACUUUUCAAAGACAGCUGCCCGUCCAUCUUCCAGGGCAGGUGGCUGGCCUUCCAUCCUGCCAGUCACCACCUCACCAGUGGACCUGCCCCUCGUGGCCUGCCUCCUUUCCACAAGGCUCCUGUUUACAUGGCAGUGGUUCUCACUCUCUGGGUCUUUGGCUAGCCUUCUCACACUGGCAUGGGGGUCUGGUGUGCCCCAUUCUUUUGGGUCUUGAGGUUUCAGAAGGGGAACAGGUGGGCAGGGUAGUAGUCCCUGGCCUUUGGAGGCAUGGACAAAGCACAAAUGGGGAGGAGAGGGAUGAACUCCUGUGCCCAUCCUUUUCACAAGCCUCCCUAUUAUUUCCCAACUUGGCUGCUCCCAGCAGGUGCUUCCAUCAAUAGUGGGGGAUAGUGCCAAUGGGACCCUAGGCCAGGACGAAGGGACUUCUCCCCACUCCCUUUCAGGGCAUCAGAAAUUGACCGCCAGAAUGAGUAGGACAAAAGUUGUACUUGGUAGUGGCUCUGGCUUUUCCAGAUGCUGCUCUUCUCGGCUCCUUGAGGCCAAGAUUCCUCGCCGCUCUCUGAGCUGAUGGGCUUUUCUUUCCUUUGCUGGGGAAGGAGAUUUAAGCUAGACACAGGGACUGGUUUUUUGUCUUCACCCCUUUCAGUUCACCCACUCACUACCUAGAGGCUGUGGAGGGCAUAGAGGAGGGAUGUCUUUUGCCACUGUACUUAGCCCUUAUAUGUACUCUCUUCUUUUCCACUUCCUCCUUCCCCCCAUUCUGUGGGAUUUCACCCUUUGGAUCCACCUUGGCACCAUUUAUGCUCAUUCAGGCAAUGGCAGAGGCUGAUUGGGAGGUCAGUCACACAUGCCAGAAACAUCCUUGGACUAUUCUAAAAAUACGAAUACCUCUCUGGGCUUUCCCUUGGUCCAACUGGCCUGGGAUUCACUUUUUUUUUUUUUGGGCAGCCACAAUAGUGGGAGAAUAUGGGAAUGAUCUAUGAUUGCAGCCUCCAAAAGUUAGGAAUGCCCUUCAGCAACCUUAGAUUUCUCUUAAAUAACCUGGUCUAAAUCUCACUGACCACAGAUUUGAUCAAAACCCUCUUGAACCUGUUUUCAGGUUAGUAAAUCUUUCAGAGUAACCUGCUAUUUAGAUAGAUUUGAAACCAUUUCAGAAGUGGCUGGGGAUAUGGCGAGGUAGAGCUGAUUGCACUUUGGACAGGGAGUGGGAAGGGCUUUUCUCUACUGGAGGGAUGGUCCCUGCGACUCUGCCUCACAGAGGCCUUGCUACUACCACCAGACACUAGGUAGCCAUUGGCCACCUCUUUCCUCUCUUCUCCCCCGCCCCCCCCCACCCAGGGCUGUUAUCAUUUGGUCCUGGGUAGUGUUUGCUGAACUUGGCUAGGCUGGGGCCCAAGCCUCUUAAAGGGACGACUGGGGAGCCUGACUCCGUACCAAUGCCCUUCUCUUCCUGUGGGUCAUCUGACACCCAAUCUCACUACUGGCCGUCACAAAGAAUAAAGAGAGAAAUCGAUAACCACUGGACAUACUGUGCCGAACUGUGCCCACAUCCUUGAUAGAAUCGGAUGUGAAAGUAAGCUUGAGGGGCCGUGUCCGAACCACUGAGGUUAGGGAGAGCUUCCUUUUGCCCGUUUGAAACUCACACGCUUGACCCUCCGUGCUUAGUUACUGGAGUCCUGUCCCUUCUUGUGAGGGCGCUUCUGAGAAUGCUCAGCUCUCACCCACCCUGUCCUGGUUGGACAGAGAGCAGGGCAGUGGGGACCAAGAAGGGGGGGAAAGGAAGGGAAGGGGCAAGUCCCUGCCUUAUCCCCUUGGGGAACCAAGCUGGACCUAGCACUGAGACCAAAAGCCUCUGAUUUUUAUUGUUCUAUAGAAAUGUUAGAUAUAGAGAAAUAUAUAUAUUUCUUUAAACAUUGACCUCACUUUGAUUGUUGAAAAAGCCAAAAAAAAAAAAAAGAGAAAAAAAAACACAAACCCACCCCAAUACCCCAGAAGACCUCAGCCCUCAACCUUGAAAAGUCUAAGUGAGAUACAAUGAAAAACUCUGUCUGUUUUGGUUAAAAUAUGUUAAUUAUAUGAUUAAAGCUGAAUUGUUGUU
Phascolarctos cinereus (koala) is the source of this 6153-nucleotide messenger RNA. It is a transcript of the gene NHSL3, whose product is annotated as NHS like 3. Gene Ontology annotation, biological process: cell differentiation. Lineage: Eukaryota; Metazoa; Chordata; Mammalia; Diprotodontia; Phascolarctidae. The record is from RefSeq and is a predicted model, not a curated record.